Molecule: messenger RNA, 1099 nt
Organism: Chelonus insularis
Lineage: Eukaryota; Metazoa; Arthropoda; Insecta; Hymenoptera; Braconidae
Exons: 3
Coding region: 277-1041 (254 amino acids)
Source: RefSeq, a predicted model, not a curated record
GAGGUCGCAACAGUCUGAACUGUUUAAAUCAACUCUUAGGUUAGAUGAUAAGUUUUCAAGUUCUUGGUACGUUUUAUCAAUAAACAAUCAACAAAGUUUUGUUUAAACAAACAAUUUUAACUGAUGUACUUAUGAGAAUAUUCAUAAACAAAAUAAUUACGUAAUUGUAUGGAUUAAUUAAGUGUUUUUUAUAACUGACAUUAAUCAAUGCUCCAAAAGAAUUGACAGAAUUUUUUGUGUUAAAAUUAAUAAUAAAUAUUAUCAUAUCUAAUUGAAAUGGAUAUUAGAUUAGUUAUACAUCAUCGUAAAUCAAUUUAUGAUGAUUUAAUAGUCAAUCAUGAGUACGUAGCAGAUUUUAAAACAAUAAAUAAAUAUAAGAUGAUUGAUAAUGGAAAUAAAGAUCAAGUAGACAUUAAUAAGAAGUUUAAACUCAAAAUCACUCCAGUUUUUAUAAAUAAACGAGGAUUUAAUGGAUACUUAGCUUCAGCUUAUGUAUUUUUAUUGAAAACAUCAGAUGUUUAUCGUCAAUCUGCUAUUAAGUUAUUGAAAUAUUUGAUAUUAAGUCGAAUGGAGAAUGAUGUUGGUCGAGAUUCUGAUGCUUUUGUGAUUUUCAUCAACCUGAUAAUGCCUAAGAAACAAUUCUUAGAUUAUAAAUGGAAUAGAAUUAUCACAGUGUUGGCAUUGGAAAGAAGAGAAUUAAAUUAUGCCAUGUCUUGGUUGUCAACUCUUGGUGGUGCAUUUUCAGCAAUGGGGGAACAAUUUGAUUCUUGUGCUAAAGUAGCUGGAAAGAUUUCUAUGCAUCAAUUUAAGCUAGCAUUACGUUUAAAUGACCCACUACUCAUAGCUCGUUGCCGAUUGUAUGCAUGCCUGAGUUUGAUUCAACAGAAUAAAUUAAAAUUACCUAGAACUGAAAUCCCAAGAAUAUAUGAAUUCGCAAAAUUAAACGAAGAUAAACAGCUUAAGAGGAUGUGCCAGGGAGUUUGGGCAAAGUUCAAAUACAGUUACUAUCUAGAAAAAAAGAAGAAAAAAAAUAAAAAAUAAUUUUGUAUUGAUGAACAAUUAUUGUAAAUAGAUUAUUUAAAAAUACAUUUGUUCAAUU